This is a messenger RNA of Suillus bovinus, 570 nucleotides long. RefSeq lists its product as uncharacterized. The record is from RefSeq and is a predicted model, not a curated record. The transcript has a single exon. NCBI's taxonomy places the organism in Eukaryota, Fungi, Basidiomycota, Agaricomycetes, Boletales, Suillaceae. Bases 1 to 570 code for a protein of 189 amino acids.
AUGAGCUGGAUGCAUUCAGGUAGUCACCGGAAGUCGGAAAAUGAGGUCCAGCAUCUUGUAAAAGAUGUUCUACAAGCCGGGGAUUUCGACGUUCAGCAUCUCAAAGCAUUCUCAGUGAGGAAGAACUUGCGAGAAUUGAAUAGGGACCAUAGCGGGGAGAAAGUCACAUUUCCUGACCAUUGGAUCAAGUCUGAUGUCACCAUUAACAUCCCGACAAAGUCAAGAGAAGAAGGACCCAUGGCAUACACCAUUGCCGGAUUUCAUUAUCGGCCACUUUUGGAAGUAAUCCACGCAGCAUUUGCAGAUGUGCAAGCAGGUGCAUUCCAUCUUUCGCCUUUCAAGUGGUUAUGGAAGGAUCCUUUGGAUGACAAUCAGGAACGAAUCUAUGAUGAACUCUACUCAUCUGAUGCCUGGCUGGAAGCUCAGGACGAUGUCCAGAAGCUACCCAAGGAUCCCGGAUGUUCAUUGGAACGUGUCAUAGCGGUCUCAUGUUCUUUUCCAAUGCUACUCACCUGGCAAACUUUGGCACCACAAAAGCUUGGCCGCUUUACCUAUAUUCUGGAAAUCUGA